This is a messenger RNA of Nicotiana attenuata, 1285 nucleotides long. RefSeq names its product 1-aminocyclopropane-1-carboxylate oxidase homolog. The transcript has 2 exons. Bases 27 to 962 code for a protein of 311 amino acids. The record is from RefSeq and is a predicted model, not a curated record. NCBI's taxonomy places the organism in Eukaryota, Viridiplantae, Streptophyta, Magnoliopsida, Solanales, Solanaceae.
UCUUUCUAGUCUUUAUAUACCUUAGAAUGAAAUAUAUGACUUAUAUACCUCCAAUAUACAAAAUGGUUGUCUCAAACACACAACAAAUUCAGGACAAUUUCCCACAAAACUAUGAUAAAAACAGUGAACUUAAAGCCUUUGAUGACACAAAAGCCGGUGUCAAGGGCCUUGUCGAUGCUGGAAUUACUGAAAUACCUCGGAUAUUCAUCCAUCCAGAGGGUUCGGGGAAGUCCCCGAGCCUCGAGGAAAAACAUUUUAUUUUUCCAUUGAUAGACCUUGAAAACAUGAACAAUGAUCCUGUCAAGCACAAAGAGAUGGUUAAACAAAUUGGAGAUGCAUCAGAAACAUGGGGUUUUUUCCAAGUGAUCAAUCAUGGUAUUCCUGUGUCCGUCCUGGACGAAAUGUUGCGAGGAGCACGUCGUUUCUUCGAGCAAGAUAUCGAAAUUAAAAAGCAAUAUUACCAUAGAGAUUAUACAAAGAGGGUGGUUUUUAAUAGCAAUUUUGAUCUGUAUAGUCCUAAAGCUAUAUCAGUAAAUUGGAGUGACUCACUUUAUUCCACAAUGGGUCCUGAUCCUCUUAACCCUGAGGAAUUGCCUGAGGCAUGCAGGGAAAUACUAAUGGAGUACUCACAUCAUGUGAAGAAAAUGGGGUGCACUUUGCUUGAGUUAAUGUCAGAGUCUCUUGGUCUAAAACCAAGCCAUCUCAAAGAAAUGGAAUGUUCAGAGGGUCUUAGCAUUUUGUGCAAUUACUACCCAGCAUGUCCACAGCCAGAACUAGCUAUAGGCGUCAGCAAACAUACAGACAAUGACUUCUUCACAAUCCUUUUGCAAGACGAUAUCGGAGGCCUCCAAGUUCUUCACCAGAAUCAGUGGGUUGAUGUUCCUCCUACACCUGGAGCUUUAGUGAUCAAUAUUGGCGACGUUCUCCAGGCAAGUCUUUCAACCUCUUACUUCUUAACAUAGGCGAAUUCAGGAUCUAGAGUCUUUACGUUCAGUAUAAGUGCGAUCUUAUUGCAUGUGUACAAGGGAACCUGAUGUUAAGCACCGGGGCCAGCUCCAAAGGAAUGGGUUUGAAUGUUGAUAUAUACCGUCUUUUAGCUGACCUUUCCAAACCAUGCUUCGCAAUAACGAGAUUAUAGUAUUGAAUCUUUUUCCAGUAGCUGUGUUGCAGUAGUAGCUGUAUUAUCAUCGAACUAAUGGACGGACUGCAAUGCAAGUACUAGUUGAAAACAAUGGGAUCAGUUGAACACGCCGAUGCCACCCUAAAUAAUCUUCCUCUCUGCUUC